Actinia tenebrosa (Australian red waratah sea anemone) is the source of this 1518-nucleotide messenger RNA. RefSeq names its product deoxynucleoside triphosphate triphosphohydrolase SAMHD1-like. NCBI's taxonomy places the organism in Eukaryota, Metazoa, Cnidaria, Anthozoa, Actiniaria, Actiniidae. Gene Ontology annotation, molecular function: dGTPase activity. The record is from RefSeq and is a predicted model, not a curated record. Gene Ontology annotation, cellular component: nucleus. Gene Ontology annotation, biological process: dGTP catabolic process.
AUGUAGACCGGCAAUAGGAAUUUUUCGCUUCCUUAAAGAUUCUAGCUUCUAAUUUUUAAGUCCAUUUCUAUUUGGUGUCGAGGAUAACUAACGAUCGUUCGCUUGCGCUACAAUUCUAUUCAUAACCUCGAAAUGGUCGCCCUUUUCGACAGGCUACUUCGCUGCGUAAAAGUUACUGCAAAGUGUAUAGGAGACAAGGUUUUUCCAAACAAAGACGGGACAAAAGCUAAGAUUUUCAAUGAUUCUAUUCAUGGCUAUAUUGAGAUGCACCCACUAUGUGUCGCUAUCAUCGACACGGAACAAUUUCAACGUCUUCGCUGCAUCAAGCAGAUGGGUGGCACUUAUUUUGUCAAUCCGGGAGCAUCGCACAACAGGUUCGAACACUCAAUAGGGACAUCCUAUCUUGCUGGCUAUUUCGUAGAAAGCUUGAGAAGGAAACAAAGAGAAGAGUUAAAUAUUGACGACAAAGACGUGUUAUGCGUCAAAAUUGCCGGCCUUUGUCAUGACUUGGGGCAUGGACCAUUUUCCCAUAUGUUUGACAACGAUUUUAUUCCAAAAGUGAGACCUGAACGGACUGAUUGGUCGCAUGAGGUAGCCAGUGAACAAAUGUUUGUUCAUCUCAUUGAUUCGAACCCCAAUGUUAAGCACAUGUUUGAAGAAUACGGCCUUGGUGACAGAGACAAAUGUUUUAUCAAGAAAUUAAUGACUGGUGAAACACCAACUUCUGAAGAGGAAUGGAAAGUAGUCGGAAGAGAAAAGAAUAAACCGCGUUUUCUUUUUGAGAUUGUCGCUAACAAGAUCAACGGUAUAGACGUCGACAAGUGGGAUUACUUUGCACGUGACUGUCGAUAUCUUGGCAUCAAGAGCUCCUUUGAUCACAUGCGAUGUAUACCGCUGGCAAGAGUGAUCAAAUCAGAAGAAGGUUUAGCAGAGAUUUGCUAUCGUGACAUCGCGGCGGGAAAUAUCUACGAUUUGUUCCACACAAGACUUAGUAUCCAUAAAAAGGCUUGUCAUCAUAAGACGGUAAACGCCAUCGAAAUGAUGAUAACUGAGGCUCUAGAAAAGGCAGAUAAACAUCUUAAGAUCAAAGGAGAAAAUGGGCGAGAACCAAGUACGAUAUCGACAGCGAUAGAUGACAUGGUUGCUUACACUAAACUGACAGACCACGUGUAUUAUCAAAUCCUCUAUUCAACUGAUAAGGGCUUAAAAGAGGCAAAGGAAAUCUUGGAGAAMAUAGAACAACGAAAGUUGUAUAAAUUCAUUGGGUUCACGAUUCCCAAAGACAACCCAGACAAGAAAGGUGUUCCUGCUAUGCAGAAAGAGAUAUUGGAGAUUGUCAAGGAAAAUGCAGAAGAGUUGAAAGAAGAUGAUAUUGUUGUGCAGCUGACGUCUUUCAAGUAUGGUGGUACUGAUGACAAAGACCCAGUAGGAAAAGUUCGCUUCUAUGCCAAAGAUAAUGAAAAUGAAUCUUUUAAUAUUAAAAAAGAACAGGUACAUAAAUGAGUUAUAUAUACGGCC